Messenger RNA from Thamnophis elegans (Western terrestrial garter snake), 1964 nucleotides. Its product is annotated as zona pellucida sperm-binding protein 3 receptor-like. The record is from RefSeq and is a predicted model, not a curated record. The transcript has 7 exons. Bases 323 to 943 code for a protein of 206 amino acids. Gene Ontology annotation, biological process: negative regulation of complement activation, classical pathway. Lineage: Eukaryota; Metazoa; Chordata; Lepidosauria; Squamata; Natricidae.
CACUACCCUAUCUGGAUCUAGGCUGGGGAAGUUCUUGCUCUGUCCUAAGCUGCAAAUAUUCUUCUAGGGGUUCUUCUGAGAUUUCCCUACUGCUGCUGCAAUGGCGGCAUUUCCUUGCAGUCAGACUGGGCUCCUAGCCUGGAUGUUGCUGCUGCUACUGCUGUCCUCAUCUGAAGUUCAAAGUGAGUGCUAAACUCCAGUUCUGCCUCCCAAUUCUUCACCAAGAGGAGGGGGAGACCUGGCACAAAGCUAUCCAAUUGGAACUGUUCUGCGAUUACAGUGCGAUCCAGGUUAUACACCUAAAUCUGGAACAAUUCGUUCUAUGACAUGUCUUGAUACUAAUAAGUGGUCAGAACUUCCUACACUUUGUGAAAGAAGACGCUGUACCAUCCCAUCUAUAGAUUUUGGUAACAUAGAAUCCACAGAUGGCCUCCUGCUUGGAGAUAAAGUAACCGUUUCUUGCAAUGAAGGGUAUAUACUGAUAGGUUCUCCCACCUUACGAUGUGUUUUGAGAUUUGGCAAAGUUGACUGGGAUAGAAGUCUUCCAUAUUGCAAAAGUAUUUUUUGUACUAGCCCUCCUUUAAUUGCCAAUGGAGAUUAUGAGGGUGGAUCUUCAGGUGAAUACCAUGUGUUCUCAGCAGUAACAUAUUGGUGUAAAGCUGGCUACUCCCUUAUUGGACAAUCAACUAUUGCAUGUAAAGUUGCAGAAAAUGGUAGAGAUGGAAUAUGGGAUUCAUCUCCACCCGAAUGCAAAAAGGUCAAGUGUCUUCGACCAAACAUCCCAAAUGGGAGAAUGCCAUAUGGGUCUCGUGAAACAUAUACAUAUCAGCAUAGCAUAUUCAUUGAAUGCAGUCCUGGCUUCACUUUGGUAGGGUCUUCAACUAUUUACUGUGAUGCUAAUAGUGAAUGGAAUCCUUCUGUUCCACAGUGUGUUAAGAAUUAAAAAAAUGCCCUGAAGAUGGCUGGAUAAGACUGGAAAAAAAACCUGGAUCUAAUUUUGCAUUUCCUGCAACUUAUCGGACACAGAAAAACAAUUGAUUGAUGAUGACUUCUAUAAAACAAUCUUUCUUGCAACAAAACAUUAUUCCAACAAAAUAUAUGCUUUCUCAUUCUCAAAUAUAUACUUAGAUAUGUCAUUGGGGGCAAUAAGGUUGCACAAAUGAUCACAUUUUUUAAAAAAUUGCUAACAUAGAAAACAAAAUAAACUUAGUGCACAUACCAAAUCAUGAAAUCAAAUAUUGAUGCCCGAUUCACAAACUAACUAACAUGUUAACUCUUGAUGAGGACUUGACUGUAAAUCAGAAAUCUUUAUUGCUACUUGUAUUAGCUUGGCUUCUGACUGGAUAGGAGACUCAGAAGCAGUGCUCAGGGUCUUUAAUACAGACUACAAGGCAACCAUGCAAAAUACGAAUUCACCACUGCCAGUGAGAACGCACACAUUACCUUUAAUCUCCACUGUAGUUUAAAAUGUUUUUUUUCCCUUUUUGCCAUUCUAUGAAUAGAUAAAAUCUUCAUUCAGUGUUUGGUAACUUUUGGGAAAAGGUCAGGCAGUAUUACAUAUUUACAUAAUUGCCAUCUCUGACUUAAGAAUCAUUUUUUUAUAUCUGUUAAAACCCAAGACUGUGAAAAGCCAUGGAGGAAGGAAGAUAGGUAGCUUGAAAUAUAUCAAAAAGCCCAGCUGCCUGAUUGUCAUGGCAGAGUUGCAACAAUUUACUCCUCCAGGAAAAAGGAAAUUAUAAUUGGUUGAGGUGUGCUACUAUUCCUGUUUUCAGGAAAUAGGAAAGAAGGUGGCAAAGUGUUUCCCUGUUUGUUGUGCAUGGUUAAAAUAUGGGAAAUUGGGCCCACCUGACCAGGAGCUGUGUAGGAUGGUGAUAAGUAUUCCAAAUUCUUAUAGUCUCUUUGAACUUCCAAAAGAUAGCCUUCAGAAAAUUUAAUUUAAAAUAAUACUUUAAUUUAAUUUAAUU